AAUAAAAACAAUGAGGUAUGCAGUGUAGAAUCGCCAGACGGACGAUAUCUCAGAGUAUCCAGCGUAUCAAAGUCGAAGUUUGUCUACCGUGCCCAACCAGGUGGUGCUGAGCAGAGGCAUGUUCGAGCUGCAGAAGAAAUGGAUGCUACCAGACGACAACGGGUGGAAGGUCGACCUAAAGGAUUUUUUACGCCCGAGAUGUGUAAAGCUGAGUUUGAACGCAUAAUGUCUGAACCUUGCCCGUCUGAUGUACCGACAGGGGCAGAAUACAGCCGGAUGGCAGUGGUAGAGGCGUGGCUAGCGCAUUUUUGGGAAGAGGACAAGAAAGAUGCCGAACAAUACGAAGAACUGCAAAAUGUCAAAAUACGCUACUGGAUGUGUAAAGCUGAGUUCGAACGCAUAAUGUCUGAACCUUGCCCAUCGGAUGUACCUACCGGAGCGGAGUACAGCCGAAUGGCUGUGGUAGAGGCGUGGCUAGCGCAUUUUUGGGAAGAGGACAAGAAGGAUGCCGAACAAUACGAGGAGUUGCAAAAUGUCAAAAUUCGGUAUUGGAUGGAACGUAUAGCUAAUCUACAAGCGAUGCGCGACACCCUUACUGAUGAGCAAUAUGAGAAAAUGCACGAUGAUGUUGUCAGAGAGGACGAAGCCGUCGGUUUUAUUACUUUGAACAUUUUAUCUAACCACACAUUGAUUUUGACAAAAUCAUCCUACAGAUCGAAUAUGACGAAGAUGAAAAAGAAUUCCGCGAACUGUAUGCAACCAUAUGUAUAG
Messenger RNA from Cylicostephanus goldi, 771 nucleotides. The record is from the annotation of a GenBank genome assembly. Lineage: Eukaryota; Metazoa; Nematoda; Chromadorea; Rhabditida; Strongylidae.